Talpa occidentalis (Iberian mole) is the source of this 945-nucleotide messenger RNA. Its product is annotated as olfactory receptor 9Q2. Bases 1 to 945 code for a protein of 314 amino acids. Gene Ontology annotation, molecular function: olfactory receptor activity; G protein-coupled receptor activity; odorant binding. Gene Ontology annotation, biological process: sensory perception of smell; G protein-coupled receptor signaling pathway. Gene Ontology annotation, cellular component: membrane. NCBI's taxonomy places the organism in Eukaryota, Metazoa, Chordata, Mammalia, Eulipotyphla, Talpidae. The record is from RefSeq and is a predicted model, not a curated record. The transcript has a single exon.
AUGGCAGGGAAGAAUUAUACCACAGUGACAGAGUUCUUCCUGAUUGCUUUCACUGAACAUCCGGAGUGGGGGCUCCCCCUAUUCCUGGUGUUUUUGAGUUUCUACCUCUUCACCCUGCUGGGGAACGCAGUGAUGAUCGUCCUGAUCCGCAAAGAUCGCCGGCUCCACACCCCGAUGUACUUCUUCCUUAGCCACCUGGCCUUCGUGGACAUCUGCUACUCCUCCGUCAUCGUCCCCCAGCUGCUGGCCGUGCUGUGGGAACACGGCUCGGUCAUCUCGCUAGCUCGCUGCUCAGCACAGUUCUUCCUCUUCACCUUCUUUGCUUCCAUCGACUGCUACCUGCUGGCCAUCAUGGCCUACGACCGCUACGUGGCCGUCUGCCAGCCCCUGCUCUAUGUCACCAUCAUGACGGAGAAGGCGCGCUCGGGCUUAGUGGCCGGGGCGUACGUGGCUGGCUUCUCCAGUGCCUUUGUCCGGACGGUCACCGCCUUCACACUCUCCUUCUGCGGAAACAGUGAGAUCAACUUCAUUUUCUGCGACCUCCCCCCGCUGUUGAAACUCACGUGUGGGGACAGCUACACGCAGGAGGUGGUGAUUAUUGUGUUUGCCCUCUUUGUCAUGCCCUUGUGCAUCGUGGUGAUCUUGGUGUCCUACCUGUUCAUCAUCGUGGCCAUCCUGCAGAUCCGCUCUGCGGGGGGCCGGGCCAAGACCUUCUCCACCUGCGCCUCCCACCUCACGGCGGUGGCCCUCUUCUUUGGUACACUCGUCUUCAUGUACCUGAGAGACAACUCGGGCCAGUCCUCAGAGGAAGAUCGUGUGGUGUCGGUGCUCUACACCGUGGUGACCCCGAUGCUGAACCCCCUUAUCUACAGCCUGAGGAAUAAGGAGGUAAAAGAGGCUGUUAGGAAAGCCCUGAGCAGGCCAAAGACUUCUUUGAGGACUUAG